GCUCCAAGUAAUAUAACACCUGGUGCCGACAAUUUCGGCGAACACGCAGCAGGUGGAUUGGCCGGCGUCGCCACCUCGGUAGCAGACAGAAACCCGCGACAGAGCGGCCUCGACGCCAUGAAUGGUACAAACGGAUACGGGCAUGGCCAUGGCCAAGCCUAUGAGCAAGGGCAAGGGCAACAUGGCUAUGAUCAUCAGGCCUACCCAGACCAGUCCUACUAUGGCCAUGGUCAAGGGUACGACCGAGGCUACGACCAGAGCUACGGUCAGCUGGAACAUGACUAUACUGCCUUCCCUCCCGGCCAGGCUACACCCUCCAGAAGUCAACAUAGCUUUGCUAGCGACCCGUUUGACGAUGGACGGUAUUCAUACGGCCAGCGACUCGACCCAAGACUAGGCCAGGUAAAUCCCAAUGACAUUAUGGAUGACGGGGAUGAAGGUCUCGAAUACACGGGUCGCUCGGCACGAACCAGCAGGCUCAAUCUCGGGAACAACUCAAGCCGCUCAAGCCAGGUCGGUGGUACUGGCGCCGCAGCUGGAACGGCCGGCGCGGCUGGCGCAGGGGCAGCUGGAGUAGCAGCUGGGUUACUAGGAGCCAAGGGUAGCUCCGGGUAUCAAGGUGCUGGAGCUAACGAAUAUGAUCUUGGAGCACAUGGAGCCAAGGAACAGUCGGAAUGGAUCAAGAAACAGGAAGGCGGCAAGAAGAGGUGGAAGUGGUUGAUCAUCGUCGCUGUCGGCUUAAUUGUCGCUGGCGGCAUUGCCGGAGGAGUGGUCGGCGCUCUCAUGAACAAGAAGUCCAGCAGCAACGGUCAAUCUGCCAGUCAAGACUCGGACGCAAACGGCGACCUCAGUAUCAACUCCACUGAGAUCCAGGCCCUACUUAACAACGCGAACCUGCACAAGGUGUUCCCUGGUGUUGACUACACACCAAUCAACACGCAAUAUCCCGAUUGUAUAUCGAACCCGGCCUCACAGAACAACAUUACCCGUGAUGUGGCCGUCCUCAGUCAGCUUACAAAUGUCAUCCGCCUGUACGGUACUGACUGCAACCAGACGGAAAUGACCAUACACGCAUUGAAGCAGCUCGAAAUGGAGGAUGACAUGAGGAUCUGGUUGGGUGUGUGGCAGGAUGCCAACACAACGACCAAUGAUCGUCAGCUCUCACAGAUGUGGGAUAUUCUAGAUAACUACGGCGACAAGUAUUUUGAAGGUCUCAUUGUUGCCAACGAAAUUCUUUUUCGCAAGCAGAUGAACAUAACCGACCUUGGCGAUCUUCUGGAUAGCGUUCGAAACAACGUGUCAGACAUGAACCUCAACCUCAAGGUCGCGACUUCAGAUCUCGGAGAUAACUGGACAGCGGAACUCGCGUCAAAGAGUGAUGCCAUCAUGUCCAACAUUCACCCAUUCUUUGGAGGCAUCAACGAAAAGCAAGCCGCUUCGUGGACCUGGUCUUUCUGGCAGAACCACAAUACCGGUUUCAUGAAGACAGAUGCUGUCGAUAAUAUCAUAUCGGAGAUCGGAUGGCCAUCACAGGGUGGCACGGAUUGCGGUAGUGAUACCGUCACCGACUGUCCUGAUGCAGCUGUUGCUAGCGUUGAUGGCAUGAACCAGCUAAUGGAAGACUGGGUUUGCGAUGCGCUGACCAAUGGCACCAACUACUUUUGGUUUGAGAUGUUUGACGAACCUUGGAAGAUCAUGUUCAAUACCGAUAGCGAGAACUGGGAAGACCACUGGGGAUUGAUGGAUGUCAACCGUAACCUCAAGAAUGGCAUUAAGAUCCCAGAUUGUGGAGGAAAGACAGUG
Messenger RNA from Truncatella angustata, 1803 nucleotides. Its product is annotated as glycoside hydrolase superfamily. Gene Ontology annotation, biological process: cell wall organization; carbohydrate metabolic process. Gene Ontology annotation, molecular function: 1,3-beta-glucanosyltransferase activity; glucan endo-1,3-beta-D-glucosidase activity. The transcript is spliced from 2 exons. The record is from RefSeq and is a predicted model, not a curated record. The annotation marks the transcript as partial. Gene Ontology annotation, cellular component: cell surface; fungal-type cell wall; extracellular region. NCBI's taxonomy places the organism in Eukaryota, Fungi, Ascomycota, Sordariomycetes, Amphisphaeriales, Sporocadaceae.